ACGGUCACUCCGUCGGAGGAAAUGCUGUUUUGUUAUUUUUUGAGUAGUAUUGUCGUCAAUUAUUUGUUUUAUAUUCAAGCCUUUAGUGUGUCGCUUAGAAUGUGCUAGAACAAUGUGAACAAGGCGAAAAGUGUUCCCCUUGCAGCCGGAGCAAUUAUAUAAUAAGGAUAAAGUGCAAUAUUUUUACAUACAACAAACUAAGAAUAAGGACGACGAUUUGUUAAAAAUAAACGGCGAGCGUAAUACGAAUAUGGAUUUUGAAACGGUAGAGCAGCAUUACCAAUACAAGGACAUUUUGUCCGUGUUUGAGGAUGCAUUCGUCGACAACUUCGACUGCAAGGAUGUCCAGGGUAUGCUGCAACCAGUAUUGUCCAAGGAGGAAAUUGACCACAUCAUCAUGUCUAAGGAUGCAGUCAGCGGCACACUUCGCUUGUUUUGGACACUGCUCUCUAAACCGGAGGAAAUGGUCCAGGUCUUUGUGGAGGACGUUCUCAGGGUCAACUACGAAUUCUUGAUGGCGCCAAUCAAGUAUGAGCAACGGCAGCCCAGCAGGAUGACCAGUAUGUACAUCGAGCAGGGAGAUCGUCUGUACAACGACAACCAAGUAUUUGCCAAGUACAAUGUGAACCGCCUGCAACCGUAUUUGAAACUAAGGCAGGCUCUUCUAGAACUUCGCCCAGCGAAAAAUGUAUUGAUUGAUGGCGUCUUGGGAUCGGGAAAGACGUGGGUAGCCUUGGAUGUGUGCCUAUCGUACAAAGUGCAAUGCAAGAUGGACUUUAAGAUCUUCUGGCUAAACUUAAAGAACUGCAAUAGCCCGGAGACCGUGCUAGAGAUGCUGCAGAAACUACUUUACCAGAUCGAUUCCAACUGGACAAGUCGUUGCGAUCAUACCAGUAACAUAAAGCUUCGAAUCCACAGCAUUCAGGCGGAGCUGCGACGACUGCUCAAGAGCAAGCCAUAUGAGAAUUGUCUCCUUGUUCUGCUUAAUGUGCAAAAUGCCAAGGCUUGGAAUGCCUUCAACUUGGGCUGCAAGAUAUUGCUGACCACAAGGUUCAAGCAGGUCACUGACUUUCUUUCGGAAGCUACCACAACUCAUAUUUCAUUGGAUCAUCAUUCGAUGACGCUUACGCCGGAUGAGGUUAAGUCUUUGUUUCUAAAAUACCUACACUGUCGACCACAGGAUUUGCCCCGGGAAGUUUUGACAACGAAUCCACGCAGACUAAGCAUUAUUGCUGAGAGCAUUCGGGAUGGUCUGGCGACCUGGGACAACUGGAAACAUGUAAACUGUGAUAAGCUGACGACCAUCAUUGAGAGCUCUCUAAACGUUCUGGAACCCGCUGAAUAUAGACAAAUGUUUGAUAGACUGUCAGUUUUCCCUCCAUCAGCCCACAUACCCAUUAUUCUCCUAUCGUUGAUAUGGUUUGAUGUCAAAUCGGAUGUAAUGGUGGUGGUUAACAAACUUCAUAAAUAUUCAUUGGUGGAGAAGCAACCAAAAGAGUCAACCAUAAGUAUACCCAGCAUAUACUUGGAGUUGAAAGUCGAGGUUGAAAACGAACCUACACUUCAUCGGAGUAUCGUAGAUCACUAUAAUAUCCCAAAUGCAUUCGAUAACGACGACUUGAUACUGCCUUUCCUGGACCAAUACUUCUAUAGCCACAUCGGUCAUCAUCUAAAAAACAUUGAGCACACCGAGCGGGUGACUCUCUUUCGCAUGGUCUUUUUAGAUUUUCGUUUUCUAGAACAAAAAAUUCGUCACGAUUCAACUGCUUGGAAUGCCAGCGGAUCGAUCUUGAACACGCUGCAGCAGCUGAAGUUCUACAAGCCAUAUAUCUGCGACAAUGACCCAAAGUAUGAGCGCUUAGUCAACGCUAUUCUGGAUUUUUUGCCAAAAAUUGAGGAAAAUCUUAUUUGUUCAAAGUUUACGGACCUGCUUAGGAUUGCCCUGAUGGCCGAGGAUGAGGCGAUUUUUGAAGAAGCCCACAAACAAGUGCAGCGCUUUGACGGUCGAGUUUGGUUUACUAACCACGGUCGUUUUCACCAGCACCGUCAGAUUAUAAACCUGGGCAAUAAUGAGGGGCGCCAUGCUGUCUACCUUCACAACGACUUUUGCUUGAUGGCGCUGGCCAGCGGGCAGAUUCUGCUAACCGAUGUUUCGCUAGAGGGAGAGGACACCUAUUUGCUAAGGGACGAGAUCGACAGCAGUGACAUUCUGCGUAUGGCGGUGUUUAACCAACAGAAGCACUUGAUCACCUUGCAUAGCAACGGCAGCGUAAAACUUUGGGCCCUGUGGCCCGAUUGCCCAGGAAGGCUCCGCAGUGGUGGUAGCAAGCAGCAGCUAGUCAAUAGCGUGGUUAAACGCUGCCUUAUAGGUAGCUAUGCAAAUCUGAAAAUUGUAGCUUUCCAUUUAAAUGAAGACGCCGGAUUGCCAGAGGCCAACAUCCAACUGCAUGUAGCAUUCAGCAAUGGUGAUGUGAACAUUUUGAAUUGGGACGGACAAGAUCAGAUGUUCAAACUCUCGCACGUGCCUGUUUUGAAAACGAUGCAGUCGGGAAUUCGGUGUUUCGUUCAGGUUUUGAAGCGAUAUUACGUGGUCUGCACCUCCAAUUGUACACUAACUGUAUGGGAUUUGACCAACGGUUCCGGCGAUGCGCCGGAACUACCUGGUUUUAAUGUUGAUAACGACACGCCGUUGGCCUUAGAUGUAUUUGACGAAAAGGUUAAGACCGCCACCGUGUUGCUGAUUUUUAAGUACAGCGUAUGGCGGCUCAAUUUUUUGCCAGGUCCUUGGGUUGAUUUGCAAUCGGAGGCAGUGCAACUGCCAGAAGGAAGUUUCAUCACCUGCGGAAAGCGUUCGACAGACGGACGCUACCUACUGCUGGGCACAUCCGAGGGACUUAUUGUGUAUGAUCUAAAAAUCUCUGAUCCAGUGCUGCGUAGCAAUGUCAGCGAACAUAUAGAGUGUGUGGAUAUCUACGAGCUGUUUGAUCCUGUCUAUAAGUACAUCGUUUUGUGCGGCGCUAAGGGGAAACAGGUGGUCCAUGUGCACACAUUGCGCUCUGUAACUGGCUCGAAUUCAUACCAAAACAGGGAAAUCGCCUGGGUUCACAGUGCAGAUGAGAUAAGCGUAAUGACGAAGGCUUGCUUGGAGCCUAAUGUCUAUCUGCGUUCUCUGAUGGACAUGACCAGAGAGCGGACGCAAAUUCUGGCUGUGGACUCCAAGGAGCGCAUUCACCUAAUUGAAACUGCCAUUUCUAGCAAUUCCGCAUGGUCCACAAUCACACCCACUCAUGCUGCCAGUAACUGUAAGAUAAAUGCCAUAUCCGCCUUUAACGACAAACAGAUUUUCGUUGGCUAUGUGAACGGAAUGAUAAUAGAUGUUAAUCAUGAUGCAGCACUACCUCAGCAGUUUAUAGAGGAGCCCAUUGAUUACCUCAAACAGGUCAGUCCCAACUUUCUGGUGGCGUCGGCACACAGUGCCCAGAAGACUGUGAUAUUCCAGCUGGGAAAGAUAGAUCCGCCUAAGCCCAAUGACCAGUGGCCAUUGAUGCUGGAUGUUAGUACCAAGUACGCGUCCUUACAGGAAGGACGGUAUAUCAUUUUGUUUUCCGACCACGGAGUCUGUCAUGUGGAUAUAGCUAAUACAUCUGCAUUCGUGAAACCGAAGGAUUCUGAGGAAUACAUUGUCGGCUUUGAUCUGAAGAACAAUCUGCUCUUUCUGGCCUACGAAAACAACAUCAUCAAUGUAUUCCGUUUAAUAUUCAGCUUUAACCAACUAAAGUACGAACCGAUUUGCGAAGAAGAGAUCGCCCAGAAGGCCAAGAUCAGCUAUUUGGUAGCCGCGGAUGAUGGUACCAUGUUGGCUAUGGGUUUCGAAAAUGGCACUUUAGAGCUCUUUGCCGUUGAAAACAGAAAAGUUCAACUGAUCUACAGCAUUGAAGAGGUCCACGAGCACUGCAUCCGGCAAUUGCGAUUCUCGCCAUGUAAGUUGCUCCUGGUCAGCUGCGCGGAGCAGCUGUGCUUCUGGAACGUAACGCACAUGCGCAACAAUCAAUUGGAACGCGAGCAAAAACAGCGGCGCAGUCGACGUCACAAGCAGCACAGUGUUACACAGGAGGAUGCUGUGGAUGCGGCGCCCAUUGCAGCGGACAUCGAUGAAGAUGUCACAUUCGUUGCCGACGAGUUUCACCCGGUCAACCGAGAGACUGCGGAACUGUGGCGGAAUAAGCGCGGCAAUGCCAUCCGUCCGGAACUCCUGGCCUGCGUUAAAUUUGUGGGAAAUGAAGCUCGUCAGUUCUUCACAGACGCCAAGUUCUCGCAAUUUUAUGCCAUAGAUGACGAGGGUGUCUACUACCAUCUGCAGUUGCUGGAGUUGAGUAGACUUCAACCUCCACCUGACCCAAUAACGUUGGAGAUUGCAAAUCAGUAUGAAGACUUAAAAAAUCUGCGAAUUCUCGACAGCCCACUUAUGCAGGAUUCGGAUACCGAGGGUGCUGAUGUGGUUGGCAACCUGGUUCUGGAGAAGAACAGCGAAGUGGCGGGGGCGACACCAAUUCUGGAGGAGACCAGUUCAUGACGCCAGAAGUGCGCCCCUUGGCGGCGCACGAAACAGGAAAGUCCAAACUACAACAUGGCAUUUAUAGGAUUACUGCUCUACUACCUGAUGGUAUUGCUCUUUUACCUCCUGGGUCCGGAUUUGUCCUAGGCAAACAUUUGUUGUUGGCGCGUACAUUUGCGAGUGUAUGCAACUAACCAUUUAUGAUAUCUCAGAGGGGGCGGUGGGUGCGUUGCCCUGCCUUUGUUUGUCAACCCGAGUAACCGCCACCAAAUAAACGACUUUUCACGAAAAACACA
Molecule: messenger RNA, 4851 nt
Organism: Drosophila mauritiana
Lineage: Eukaryota; Metazoa; Arthropoda; Insecta; Diptera; Drosophilidae
Gene: Dark
Exons: 11
Coding region: 251-4573 (1440 amino acids)
Molecular function (GO): protein binding; ADP binding
Source: RefSeq, a predicted model, not a curated record